GCCACCUCCUUAGAUUCGGAGCCACCCGCUGGUGGCCUUGUUGCUUCGGUCUGUGAUUCCGCUUGCACUUUUGCACUGCUCGGGCCUCCCCUGCCUCCCAUCUCUGUUUGAAAUGCACCAGAGCAGCUGCUGAGUUAGGCCGGCCCACGCACGCGCUGGCAGAAGAGACUGGUGCCCGGUUCCCACUGGACUCGACCAGAGGCUGGGAGCUUAGCCUGCCUGGCGGAGAUGGGGUCGACUGGGCGCGUUCUCCUCCGGGCCGUGAUCAUGGGGCCCCCAGGCUCUGGCAAGGGAACCGUGUCCUCUCGCAUCAUCAAACACUUCGCUUUGAAGCAUCUCUCCAGCGGGGACCUGCUCCGGGACAACAUGAAUAAGGGAACAGAAAUUGGUGUGCUUGCCAAGACCUUCAUUGAUCAGGGGAAACUCAUACCAGAUGAUGUCAUGACCCGGCUAGCCCUGCAUGAACUGAAAAAUCUAGCUCAGUAUAGCUGGUUAUUGGACGGUUUUCCCAGGACUGUCCCACAAGCUGAAGCCCUGGACAAAGUCUACCGGAUAGAUACAGUGAUUGAUCUGAAUGUACCCUUUGAGACUAUUAAGCAACGUCUCACCUCUCGCUGGAUUCACCCAAGUUCUGGCCGAGUUUACAACACUGAAUUCAACCCUCCUCGAAAAAUUGGCAUUGAUGAUAUUACCGGAGAGCCUCUUAUACAAAGGGAGGAUGAUAAACCAGAAACUGUUACCAAGAGACUAAAGGCUUAUGAGGCUGAAACAAAACCUGUUCUGGAGUAUUACCGGAACAAGGGCGUGUUGGAAACUUUCUCUGGAACAGAAACCAACAUCAUCUGGCCCCAAGUACAUGCCUUCCUCCAAACAAAACUGCCAGAUGUAACUCAGAAGGAAGCAGUGACUCCCUGAAGAGGAACAAAUCACUAUAAGAAAAGUAGAAAACUAGUUCUCUUUGUCAAGGAGCUUCUGAAUAAUGGGGUUCAGUUAUAUAGGAAUUCUUCUAAGAUCAUGAUCUACUUUCAUUUUUGCUAAUUUUUCUGGAAACGAAGUGAUGAGUCAAUCAUGAAGACUUUAGUUUCUUAAAUCUUUAUUGCAGCGAUCUGGUUCUCAUCUCCUAGUGGUUUGUGUAGUUUUUUUUUAUCCUAUUUAUGUAUCUAAUCACACUUCAUUUUGUAAAAUGGCAAAGCCAAAAGGAUGACUGGUCAUUUUAAAACAGUACGAUGUCCUUUUCAGUAAGUGAGCAGCUUCUACCACUUCCCUCUUCUUCAGGAAAAGAAUCAAUGUUUACAUAGCACUGAGGUCAAAUACAUUAUCCAGAGACUUUCUCUUACCCCUUACCUUUUUAGAUUAAAGCCAUGACAAAAAUCCUUCUUCUGACUUUA
Molecule: messenger RNA, 1388 nt
Organism: Dromiciops gliroides (monito del monte)
Lineage: Eukaryota; Metazoa; Chordata; Mammalia; Microbiotheria; Microbiotheriidae
Gene: AK3
Product: adenylate kinase 3
Exons: 5
Coding region: 229-915 (228 amino acids)
Biological process (GO): nucleobase-containing compound metabolic process
Cellular component (GO): mitochondrion; cytoplasm
Molecular function (GO): ATP binding; AMP kinase activity
Source: RefSeq, a predicted model, not a curated record